AUGUCCCCCGAAACACCUCACCACCAGAUAUGUCCAUUUGACGCGAGCGUCGCGGCGGGAGAAGAGACUACGAAAAGUCUGCCGAAAAUGGAAGGCAGCCCCCAGGACCAAGAAGACAUGACCCGAAUGGGCAAAAUACAGGAGCUGAAGCGCAACUUUCGUCCUCUUGCUGCGUUGAGUUUCUCGGCCGUUCUCCAAGCAACCUGGGAGUUUAUACUCAUCUCCAACUCUCAAGGUCUCGAAAAUGGUGGCCUCGCUGGUAUUUUCUGGUCCUACAUCUGGACAUUCGUUGGAUUCGGCUUCAUCAUCAUUUCUCUAGCCGAGAUGGCCUCAAUGGCACCAACUUCGGGAGGUCAGUACCAUUGGGUUUCGGAGUUUGCCUCGCCUCGCUACCAAAAGUUCUUGAGCUACACAACUGGUUGGAUGUCUGUCCUUGCGUGGCAGGCAGGUGCUGCUUCGGGGUCUUUCCUCACCGGGACUAUCAUUCAAGGGCUCAUCACCGUUCGCGAGCCUCGAUAUGAGCCACACAAUUGGCAAGGAACUCUCUUCGUGUUUGCGAUGAUUGCAGUCAUCUAUUUCUUCAACGUCUACGCGGCGAGUUGGAUGCCGCGAAUCCAAAACUUGCUUCUCGCUUUGCAUUUGCUAUGCUGGGUUGUCGUCGUUGUCGUUCUUUUUGCAAUGGCCCCUCACAAUCCGGCGAAAAGAGUCUUCACUGAGUUUAAUAACGGUGGUAAUUGGCCCUCCAUGGGCAUCAGCUUGAUGAUUGGGCAGAUCACUGCUAUCUAUGGAUCCUUAAGCUCGGAUGCCACCGCACACAUGUCUGAGGAGGUUAAGGACGCAGGUCGAUACGUACCAAUAGCGAUUGCGUGGGGAUACUUUGGAAACGGAAUCUUGGCUCUGGUCAUUAUCGUUGGCUUUCUUUUUGCCCUGCCAUCUGUUCCAGAUGCGCUCAGCGACAGCACUGGCUUUCCGUUCCUCUAUGUCUUCAAACAGAUCUUCUCGACAUCUGGUGUGAACGGGCUGACGGCAACCAUAUUGAUCCCGGUCAUCUUCAGUAAUAUUCUCUUCAAUGCAUCGACGGCCCGUCAAACAUAUGCUUUUGCACGCGAUCGCGGACUGCCCUUCGCAAAAUGGAUAAGCUGGGUUGAUACCAAGCGACGGAUCCCAGUACGCGCCAUUGCACUCUCAUGCUUGGUCAGCGUGUUCUUGUCCCUCAUUAAUAUUGGCUCACUGGUCGCAUUUAAUGCCAUCAUAUCGCUCAAUGUUGCAGCACUGAUGUACACAUACGCAGUGUCUAUCAGUUGCGUGAUAUAUCGGAAGAUCGCCUGCCCUGAAACGUUACCAUCUCGGCGUUGGAGUCUCGGUCGCUAUGGGCUCGCUAUCAACAUUACAGGGCUCUUGUAUGUACUCUUUGCACUUUUCUGGUCUUUCUGGCCACCGAGUCCUUCCCCCAAGGCCAGGGACUUUAACUGGAGCGUUGUGAUAUUCGCCGGCGUAUUCAUCAUGAGCCUGUUGAUGUACAUGGCACAAGGCAAGCGACACUAUGUCGGACCCGUUGUGACGAUUCAACGGCAUGAUUAA
Molecule: messenger RNA, 1581 nt
Organism: Penicillium brevicompactum
Lineage: Eukaryota; Fungi; Ascomycota; Eurotiomycetes; Eurotiales; Aspergillaceae
Exons: 6
Coding region: 1-1581 (526 amino acids)
Biological process (GO): transmembrane transport
Cellular component (GO): membrane
Molecular function (GO): transmembrane transporter activity
Source: RefSeq, a predicted model, not a curated record